CUGGAGCGGGAGCGGGAGGCGACGCGGGCCACGACGCGCGGCGGGAAAGACGCGGCAAUGGCGGGCCGGCGCGGGGCGCUCAUCGUGCUGGAGGGCGUGGACCGCGCUGGGAAGAGCACGCAGAGCCGCAAGCUGGUGUCCGCGCUGCGCGCCGCCGGCCACCGCGCCGAACUGCUCCGCUUCCCGGAAAGAUCAACUGAAAUUGGAAAACUUCUGAGUUCCUACUUGGAAAAGAAGAGUGACAUGGAAGAUCACUCGGUGCACCUGCUCUUUUCUGCUAACCGUUGGGAACAAGUGCCGUUAAUUAAAGAAAAGUUGGACCAGGGAGUCACCCUCGUCGUGGACAGAUACGCGUUCUCUGGGGUCGCAUUCACCAGUGCCAAGGAGAACUUUUCCCUAGACUGGUGUAAGCAGCCUGACGUGGGCCUCCCCAAACCCGACCUGAUCCUGUUCCUGCAGCUGAGGCUGGCGGACGCGGCCACCCGUGGCGAGUUCGGCUGCGAGCGCUACGAGAACUGGGCGUUCCAGGAGCGGGCGUUGCGGUGCUUCCAGCAGCUGAUGACGGACCCCACGCUGAACUGGAAGGCCGUGGAUGCUUCCAGAAGUGUCGAGGACGUCCACGAGGAAAUCCGCACACUCUCUGAGGACACCAUUCGAACCGCUGUGCAGCGGCCACUGGAGGAGCUGUGGAAGUAGCCGGCGCUCGCCGGGAGCAGCAGCGUGGCCUCUCCCUCACGGGGCCACUGGCUGCUGCGUCUGCAGGAGGUUCCCGGUCACCACGGUGGGGACUGUGUGGUUUCCAUGGGCAGCAGCGGCAACGCAGGAACACGGAGGAGACCACGAGCCUGGCUGGCAUCGGGGGGCACGUCGGCGCCAGGCAGCGCGAGCACACUGGGUGCAGGGCCGUUCUGGCCAAAGCCCGCUGCCCUGGCCCCGCACCCCCUCAUGUCCUGUAGCUGCUCCUGCGCGUUUGUCGACGUUUAGAUCUCUGCAUCCGGGGGCUUCGGUGAGGUCGUUCACGUGGCAGCCAGUGGCAUUCUGGAUUUCUUACAGGCACCAAUAAAAGCUAACAUGGAACUGGCA
Messenger RNA from Choloepus didactylus (southern two-toed sloth), 1083 nucleotides. It is a transcript of the gene DTYMK, whose product is annotated as deoxythymidylate kinase. The transcript is spliced from 5 exons. Gene Ontology annotation, biological process: dTTP biosynthetic process; dTDP biosynthetic process; dUDP biosynthetic process. The coding region runs from base 58 to 696 and encodes 212 amino acids. Lineage: Eukaryota; Metazoa; Chordata; Mammalia; Pilosa; Megalonychidae. Gene Ontology annotation, molecular function: ATP binding; dTMP kinase activity. The record is from RefSeq and is a predicted model, not a curated record. Gene Ontology annotation, cellular component: nucleus; cytoplasm; cytosol.